Messenger RNA from Peromyscus leucopus (white-footed mouse), 690 nucleotides. RefSeq names its product acylcarnitine hydrolase-like. Gene Ontology annotation, cellular component: intracellular membrane-bounded organelle. The annotation marks the transcript as partial. Gene Ontology annotation, molecular function: carboxylic ester hydrolase activity. The transcript has 3 exons. The record is from RefSeq and is a predicted model, not a curated record. Lineage: Eukaryota; Metazoa; Chordata; Mammalia; Rodentia; Cricetidae.
UUCAAUAUCAUCCCUGCUGUGGUGGAUGGAGUGUUUCUUCCCAGGCAUCCCCAAGAAUUGUUGGCUUCUGUGGAUUUUCACCCUGUCCCCAGCAUCAUAAGUGUCAACAAUGAUGAGUAUGGUUUGCUUGUCCCCAAGGUCAUGGGUACUACUCAGACAAUAAGGGAAAUAACGAGAGAGAACCUGCAGGCUGUUCUGAAGAAUACAGCAGCACAAAUGAUGCUGCCUUCUGAGUGCAGUGACCUGCUAAUGGAAGAGUACAUGGGGGACGUUGAGGACCCCCAGGCCCUCCAAGCACAGUUCAGAGAGUUGAUGGAGGACUUCAUGUUUGUAUGGAGAAGGACAACUCAUAUUCAUCACAGGAAAAAUCCAUCAUGGUGAAGUCUCAAUUCUGAACAUUAAUGCCCCCCAAACAAGAACAACCACAUUUUUUAUUUUAUUUAAGAAUUUUUUAAUUCAUUUUACAUACCAACCACAGAAGCCCCUCUCAUUCCUCCUCCCACUCUCCCCCACCUUUGGCCUCUCUGCUAUCUGGAGAGGCAGUCCAGUGUGUUUUCAUCAGUGUCCCAUUAGGUGAAGGUACCCAAUCUUAGAGUUUUCUGUCUUAAAACUGAGUUUAAAGAAAGUCUUUCUUUUUUAAAAAGUAUUUUAUUGUUUAGUUUUUUACAUUUAUUCGUGUGUGCGUGUGUG